UGGAGGGGUUACGAUGAUAGCGAUAAUGACGGGAGUUGUACGAUAUGUAAAAGAAGUUUACAUUUAGUGAUUCGGUAAAAUCGUAGCCGAGCGGCCGACCGGCUAUAAGGACACGGUAGCUUGCUUAGUGUAUUAUAAUGGUGUACAUACUUACGAGACUCGAACGUUCUCGGCAGCUUUUCUAUCAGUCAAGUCAAUUGUGACCGCGUCAUAGAAAACAUCGGGGACACUCGAUAUUAUGCGGCCCGACCAAGAGAACAUUAUAAAAAGAUCACAAUUAUGAUGCCGAUGGUGUACACAGUGUAUGGUUUCGCCAUAUUUUUUAUGCUAGCAUUUCUGUUUAUUUGGACAAUUCACAUAGUGGCGUUAUCGUAUUCGAAAUGGAAGCUACAUCGGACGGUGGACCGGUCGCCGCCAGAGCAGCCUUAUCCCGGCGUCUCGAUCCUGAAGCCGUUGACCGGCGUGGAUCCGAACCUGUUCUCGAACCUCGAGACCUUUUUCACGCUGGAUUACCCGCUGUACGAGCUUCUGUUCUGUGUCGAGGACGAGCACGACCCUGCUGUGAUGCUCGUACAUUCCUUAAUGCAAAAGUAUCCUAACAUAGACGCGCGGCUGUUCACGGGCGGCGUGCGGGUCGGCGUGAACCCGAAAAUUAACAAUAUGCAGCCGGCGUUUCUGGCCGGGAAGUAUCCUCUAGUCCUCGUGAGCGACGCCGGUAUCCGGAUGCGAGACGACACGCUGCUCGACAUGGUGCAGCACAUGAAGGACGACACUGGCAUAGUGCAUCAGAUGCCGUUCGCGUGCGACGCGGAUGGAUUCGCCGCGGUGUACGAGAAAGUGUUUUUCGGGACCGCACAAGCCCGUAUGUACUUGGCAGCAGAUUUUCUAAGGAUAAACUGCCAUGUGGGGAUGUCGUCGCUGGUGAGGCGCUGCGCGCUGGAGGAGUGCGGUGGUCUAGCGACGUUCGGAGAAUAUUUGGCGGAGGACUUCUUCAUAGCGAAGGAGGUAACGUCGAGAGGGUGGAAGAUGCGCGUGUGUUCGCUGCCGGCGCUGCAGAACUCGGGGACUCGGUCGGUGGGGCAGCUGCAGGCGCGGCUGACGCGCUGGGCGCGCCUGCGGAUAGCCAUGGUGCCGACGACGACGCUCAUGGAGCCGCUGAGCGAGUGCCUGCCGCUGGGCGCGGGCGCCGCGUGGGCCUCCGGCCAGCUGUUCGGCGCGGAGCCCCUCCCCUUUUUCCUCGUCCACAUCCUGCUGUGGUUCCUCUCGGACUGGCUCAUGUUACGUACAGUGCAGAACGGCUCGCCGCCGUUCACUAAAGUGCAAUUCUUAGUUGGUUGGAUAUGGAGUGAGUGCUGUGCGCCGUUCAUUCUAUUCGCUGCGUUCUUGAACCCAGAGAUCUCGUGGCGGACGCGGAGCUACCGGCUGGACUGGGGUGGGAAGGCCCACGAACUGAAACCUAAGCUCAAAUUCUGAGCGUCCUCUGUUAAAGCUUUAAUUCGGGUGCAGUGUUAACUGCGAGUGCUGCAAGCUUGAGUGAGUUGUAUUAUUAUAAUAAGUUUUUAUUCCU
Messenger RNA from Cydia amplana, 1567 nucleotides. RefSeq names its product ceramide glucosyltransferase (gene GlcT). Bases 280 to 1473 code for a protein of 397 amino acids. Lineage: Eukaryota; Metazoa; Arthropoda; Insecta; Lepidoptera; Tortricidae. Gene Ontology annotation, molecular function: ceramide glucosyltransferase activity. Gene Ontology annotation, cellular component: membrane. The record is from RefSeq and is a predicted model, not a curated record. The transcript has a single exon. Gene Ontology annotation, biological process: glucosylceramide biosynthetic process.